AUGGCUCUGGCGGGGAUCACCCAGGUCGACCAGGAUCUCUCACUCGUUGACCAACCACCACCCUCGAUCGUCACGCAUCCCCCCGAGGAAGGGGACACCGACCUCCGCCGUCCCGAGGCUGUCGCCUCCGAAUAUUCCAUAACCUCAAUCCCACACCAACCAUCCAAAAUGGGCAUCUCCGGCGUCGUCAACGCCUGCGUGCACCUCCAAAACUCGAUGCGCGCCAGCCUCGGGCUCACCUCCAUCCCCAACACCAAAUACAACCUACGCCUGGCCCUCGCGCUCCACCGCGCCGGCCUCAUCGCCUCCGUCACACGAGGCGGCCCCCGCCCCCCACCGCCCGAAGCCCUGCUCGCCACGGAAACUGAGGCCGUGACCACAGCCAAUGUGGCGACGCGGCGGCUGUGGCUGGGGCUCAAGUACUGGGACAACCGGCCCGUGGUGCUCAGCGUGUCGGCCGUGUCCAAGCCGAGCCGGCUGGUGACGGCCACGCUGCCCCAGCUGGCCAAGGUCGCGCGCGGCUUCCCCGUGGGGCCCAUCAAGGGGCUCAACCUGGGCGAGACGCUGUUUGUGAGCACGGACCGCGGCGUGCUGGAGGUGCGCGAGGCGCUGGAUCGGAAGGUGGGCGGGUUGGUGCUGUGCCGGGUUUCAUGA
Messenger RNA from Chaetomium globosum CBS 148.51, 654 nucleotides. RefSeq names its product mitochondrial 37S ribosomal protein MRPS8. The transcript has 3 exons. Gene Ontology annotation, molecular function: structural constituent of ribosome. The record is from RefSeq and is a predicted model, not a curated record. Lineage: Eukaryota; Fungi; Ascomycota; Sordariomycetes; Sordariales; Chaetomiaceae. Gene Ontology annotation, biological process: translation. Gene Ontology annotation, cellular component: ribosome. The coding region runs from base 1 to 654 and encodes 217 amino acids.